Messenger RNA from Ochotona curzoniae (black-lipped pika), 2153 nucleotides. It is a transcript of the gene MATN3, whose product is annotated as matrilin 3. Lineage: Eukaryota; Metazoa; Chordata; Mammalia; Lagomorpha; Ochotonidae. Gene Ontology annotation, molecular function: calcium ion binding. The coding region runs from base 1 to 1416 and encodes 471 amino acids. The record is from RefSeq and is a predicted model, not a curated record. The transcript has 8 exons.
AUGCCCCUUCCGUGCCUCCUCCCGCUGCUCUGGACUCUUCCGACGCUGCUGCUGCUGCCGCCGCCGUGCCAUCCGGCCCCCGGCCCCCUGACCCAGUCGGGCUCCCGGAGACUGGGGAGCCGCGGGCCCGCGGGCAGCCCUGCACCCGCGGCAUCUCCUCCCGCGCCGUACUCGGCAGGUGUUUGCAAGAGCAGGCCCUUGGACUUGGUGUUUAUCAUCGAUAGUUCUCGCAGCGUCCGGCCCGAGGAGUUCACGAAGGUAAAAACCUUCGUGUCGCGGAUCAUUGACACCCUGGACAUUGGGGAGACUGAGACACGCGUGGCAGUGGUGAACUAUGCGAGCACCGUGAAGAUUGAGUUCCAGCUCCAGACCCACUCGGACAAGCAGUCCCUGAAACAGGCCGUGGCUCGGAUCACGCCCCUCUCCACUGGCACCAUGUCGGGGCUGGCCAUCCAGACAGCCAUGGAGGAAGCUUUCACGGUACAGGCUGGAGCCCGGGGACCCGCUGCCAACAUCCCCAAGGUGGCCAUCAUUGUGACAGACGGUAGACCCCAGGACCAGGUCAACGAGGUGGCGGCUCGGGCCCGGGCCUCUGGCAUCGAGCUCUAUGCUGUGGGGGUAGACCGGGCAGACAGGGAGUCGCUUAGGAUGAUGGCUAGCAAACCCCUGGAGGAGCACGUGUUCUACGUGGAAACUUACGGGGUCAUUGAGAAACUUUCCUCCAGAUUCCAGAAGACCUUCUGUGCUCUGGACCCGUGUGUGCUGGGCACCCACCAGUGCCAACACGUGUGUAUCAGCGACGGGGAGGGCCGGCACCACUGCGAGUGCAGCCAAGGAUACACCCUGAAUGCCGACAGGAAAACGUGCUCAGCUAUCGAUAAGUGUGCUCGCAACACUCACGGCUGUGAACACAUCUGUGUGAAUGACAGAACUGGCUCUUACCAUUGUGAGUGCUACGACGGUUACACCCUGAAUGCAGAUAGGAAAACAUGCUCGGCUCAAGAUAAGUGUGCUGCUGGAGCUCAUGGGUGCCAGCACCUUUGUGUGAAUGACAGAGACGGGUCCCAUCACUGCGAGUGCUACGAGGGCUACGCUCUCAAUGCAGAUAAGAAGACGUGUUCAGUGCGAGACAAGUGUGCUCUGGGCACUCAUGGUUGCCAGCACAUCUGUGUGAGCGAUGGCACGGCGUCCUACCACUGCGAUUGCUUUCCUGGCUACUCCUUGAAUGAAGACCAGAAGACGUGUUCAGCUGUUGAAGAAGUUCGGAGUCCCAUUUCCAUGGAAGAUGCCUGUGGAUGUGAAGCCUCGGUGGCGUUCCAGGAGAAGGUUAGCUCCUAUCUUCAGAGACUCAACACCAAACUGGAUGGCAUUUUGGAGAAGUUGCAAGGAAAUGAAUAUGGACAAAUGCAUCGUUAAAUUGCUCAAAAGUUUCAUCUGGAAAUGUGGAGUGAGUGGUGCACUCAGCACUCAUUCUCUUCAGUGUUCCUGCUAAUAAUUUGCUUUUAUAAAUGCUUGAACAUUACUGGAUACAUAGUAUGAGCAUCUUCUGAAAACCAGUGUCCUUUUUCCAAGCUAGUAAACUCUUUAUUAAGAGCAACUCUUGGUGUCUCUGUGCUACAACUGUGAAAUGUUUGGAAGGAAAGAGAGUAAAAAGUUUAGUGUCUCUUUCUUUAUCUACUAAUGGAGCCAUUUAAUUUUUAAAUGUUUAUAUUAGUAAGAUAAACAUCUUCACCAUGGAGACUUUAGAUCUGUUUUCUCUUGAUAGUAUUUAUAAUAUGAACCAGUUUAGUUACUGAGAAUGCAAAUUAUACAUGAAGAGACUCAUAUAGUUACAUUGAAAUGAAUAUAAUUGAGAAUUUUUUAAAUAUUUUAGGCUUUUGCGUAUUAUUGAAGUGAUGAAACGAUUGCAAUAUGCAUGUCUAAAAGUGGAUUACAAGAUCAAGCGACUAUCACAUGCCACUUUCAAUCAUUCAGGUCUUAGAAAUGUAGACGUGAACAGCAUUAGUAUGAAUUUAGGGUUUUAAGCUUUUAAAAAUGACAAAAUCUACAAAUCUAUUUUGAUCAAUUUGCCUUAUUAAGAAAAUUGUGUAUUUAUAAAGUUUCUGUAACAAGCAAUAAAAUUUAAUGUUGCCUUUGAAAUGUCAGUGAGAAGC